This is a messenger RNA of Aedes albopictus (Asian tiger mosquito), 13672 nucleotides long. RefSeq lists its product as uncharacterized. Gene Ontology annotation, molecular function: zinc ion binding; nucleic acid binding. The transcript has 2 exons. The record is from RefSeq and is a predicted model, not a curated record. Gene Ontology annotation, biological process: DNA integration. NCBI's taxonomy places the organism in Eukaryota, Metazoa, Arthropoda, Insecta, Diptera, Culicidae. Bases 3726 to 7946 code for a protein of 1406 amino acids.
CGUCCAUAUACCACGUGGACAGCUUGGAGGGGGGAGGGGGUUCGCGAAAAGUCCAGGCUUGUCCACGGAGAGGGGGGUGGGGGUUCGUCAAAUGUCCACGUGGACAACAUUGACAUAAAAAUUAGGAAACAAGAAUCUACAAACGAAACAAAUUAUGUUGCAUUAUUGAUGUGAUUCUCUUCAAAAGUUCGUCCAUACAUUUUAUUUUAUUAUACAUUGUCUUUUAGUUGUAAGUUACUUUUUCAAGGAAAAAAAAAUCAUGGUACUGAUUUACAGACUAAUUUGUUCUAAAUUUACAAAGUUUCUAAUUACUUAGUUUUCUUCAUCGAGGAUUAUUCUGGAUUUAAAAAAAAAAAUGUAGAGCAUGCAAAUGUUGAUGUUUCAGUUAGAAAAUUUUCAUUGAAGUUCUGUAUGGAUUUCUCGAAGUUUCAUAUCCAAUUUUUAAACUACUUCAAAGUUUCGAAAUACAUGUAGGGAUUUGUAGGCUUAUCUCAAAAACUUUUUUGUUGUUUCCUUUAAAAAUCAAGAUGUUUCUAACGGAUAUUAAAGUGUAAACCUCAGCAAUACAAUGUAGUUGCUGUAAAUAUUGUUUUUUUUUUUGUAAGAAUCUAGAAAUAUAAACUCAUCUCAACAAAUAUCCAAGAUUUAAAAUUACCUUAUCUCAACAAAACAAUUAGACAAUCAUAGAUUGAACAAACAUUCUAAAAAACACCGUCUUCAACCAGAGGCUGUACAGACUGAACAUUGAACAAUCACUAACAUUAGGUGAUGGACUUCACACGAAACACACCCAGUGAAGAAUUUUUAAUUUGAUGAAAAUUUUUCACCAACUGUAGCGGGAAUCGAACCCACACUCUCACAAACAUUAAGCUGAAUUUAAAACAAUGUUGAAAACUUGUGGGUACCGUAAAACGGGGUAUCAUUGAUCAGCGGGGUAACAUUGAUCGGCUUGACCGACCUGAUGAAAUGUUCAAAUAAGCACUUUACAUUGAAUCAGUUUCUGUUAUCGAAAGGUAUAUCGUAAUCUGAAAUUAUUUAGCUAUUAAAUGACAUGUAAUUCUUGAAAAUUUGAUUUCAUAAACAUUGAAAUAAAUCGAUUUUUCCAUAACUGUGUUUCGUAACGCAAUGAGAUACAUGGUCAAACAUUCAUGCAUGGCAUGAAUACUAGAUACAAUAUAAGGUUCGAAAUCACUGUAUUACUUUAAUAUGAUAUCCUAGAGUUGGAUUUAAUGAACGAAACUUUUAUGAAAAUGCACUUUUUCUGUAAAAUAUACGAUUUAUUAAAAGCAGGCUGUCAAAUCCUUAAGCUAUUGCCUACCUUUAGGCGUUAUUCGCGGCUUGGAGGAUUUUAAUCCUAAAAUAACUCAAAAAGUACAUAACUUGUAAGAAUUUGGACAACAUAUUCGAAUUCAGCGACCCCGAAUUUAGUAAGUAAGAGUAGUUUUAACACAAACGAACAUUGAUCACUGACAUGCAGUGGCGUAGCAAGGGGGGGUGCGGAGGUGCGGUCCGCACCGGGCCCCCGAAUUCAAGGGGCCCCCAAAUCAGUGAAGGUUUCUUACGCUAGUUUGAAUAAAGUUUUUUAAAUAGCGAAAGUUUGCUCCAAUUAUUAGUUCAAUACUUGCAGAUCUGCUGAAGGGUUUGUAGGGGCCCCUUAGUGAGAUUUUGAAAUGGGCACACAGAUGACUUAUUUGAAGUCUUUUUUUUUUCGAUGAUUGCGCUUUGUAUCUACAGGGGUCCCAAAAUACAAUAAAAAAUGUGCUAGAAAUCAAAAUAUAAUUUUACGAAAUUCAGUACCAUAAACCGGGGUCAAAUUGAUCUUCGGGUCGAAAUUGAUCAACCGUUUUUCCGUUAGAAAAAGCAUAUUUUUUAUAGUUUGCUUUCAAGUAUCAUACUGUUGGAAUCUGAUGCUAAACGAUAUUUGUAAGGAAACUAUUCAAAAAAUGCUUUAUCUACAUGAAAAACGACUGAUCAAUUUCAACCCGAAGAUCAAUUUGACCCAGGUUUACGGUACCGAUAUGGAAGUAAAAUUUAUGAGCAUAAUGAAAAUGUCCCUGAUACUUAUCCCAACCACAGGACCAAACAUAGCUGCUUACUUAGCUUAGGAUAGCAGUUGAAAUUCAGAGGUCUCAUUUAAUAAAGUUAAGAUCUAAACACAUGUCACGUCAAAACUGUUAUAACAAAAAUUUGUGGAUAAGUUUUACUCUCGUACAAAAAAUGCAAUCAACUUAUUCCAACUAUUUCAUCAAGUAUUUCUUUCUACAUGUUCCUUGAAGGGUUUCUGCGGGAAUUCCGUCAGUUAAGGUACUUGUCUCUGGGGAUAUCUUUUACGAUUUAUCAGGAGUUACAUCAGGAGUUCUACUAAAAUUCCUUUAAGAUUAACUUCAGAACUUUUUCCAGGGAUUACUUCAGAAAUUCCUCUAAGCAUUGAUUUAGGAAAGCUUACAAUGAUGCAUUCCUUCAGGAACUUCUCCAAGCAUUUCUAUAGGAACUUCUCAAGAAAUCCUUCAGGAAUUCCUACAAGGAUUUUUUCAGGAAUUUCUUUAAACAUUCGUUCAGGAAUACCGCUUCGAAUUCCUUCAUAAAAUCCUACAAGGAUUAUGUCAUGAAGUCCUUCAAGGAAUCCCUCAGAUGAGCCUUAGGAAAUAAUCUUGUAGGAGUUCCUCAUGGAUGUAGUAUAUGUCAAAUGACAUUUCGAGUGAGACGUCUAUAGUCUCCGUCGAUAUUGCCUUUCAUACAAAGGUUUCGAAGCAAUAAAGAUAGCAUUGUGCCGUCAUUCUUGAUUCGGCAGUCAACCUGAAAACUACUACUAUCCAUUUCCAAACCGAAAACCUAUAAGCUUUAAAGAGUAAUCUCGGACAUAUCAAGUGGCGGCGAAAGGAUAAAAAAAGGAUUUCUCGCGUCAUUGUGAAAGUGCAAAUAAGCAAAAGUGCAAAAGUUUUCUGCUCCAAAAGUGCAGUGGCUGAAAAAUACGGUGUCUUUGGAAGCGAUCAGGCGUUGGCAGUUUCGUCACACCAGUAGGCGUCGAAUCGACGGCGUUACAACAAUUGGAGUUCGUCGAGUGACAAAGGCGUCUGAGAACACCAAGGGAAAAGGUUUUGCCGGCGAAGUCAUUUUCCAGAAGGAGCAGAAAAUAGCAUUGGUUUUAUUUCGACGAUACGGUUGCAGUAGCGGUACGGUAAAAGGGUAAAACUACGGAAGUCUCAAUUCGUUCGGUGUUGGGUUUCGGCAGCGUUAAUUCCGGUGCAAAAGCGGCUCAGUGAGUGUAGUGUUGCAUCGGCGCGAAUUUUUGAGCAUAAUCCGACGAUACAUCGACAGCGAUAGCUUAAACGGGCAUCAAACAGACCUACAUCAUACCAGCGAACCGGCACCAGUAAACUGCGGUUUAUCAAAGAGGAUUUUACGGUGCGGUGAAAGUGUUGGACACAAUCGGACCUCCAGCGGAGUAGUAUCUAGGGCUAACCAGCGGACAGGUACCCGUAGAAUCGCAAGCCAAUACGAUUCGGCGGCGCGAUUAUUGAACUAGUAGCAAGCCAACAUCAAGGGGAGAAAUUUCUCCGGUGCUGUCCAGUUUCCUUGAAGCAGAGGCGUUGCAGGUGGACAAUUACGGAGAACCGGUUGGUAGUUUGUCGCUGAUUUGGUGAGUGAUUUUAUUUUCUCAAUUUUAUUGCAAAUUUUGAUUGGGUUGUUCGGUGAUUUUUCAGUAAGUGCAUUGCAAUUUGAAUAUGGCGGUUAAUGUGAGUACCACCAUUGAGCCUUACCGCAAGGGUAAUCCUUUCGGUGAAUGGAUAGAACGCUUAGAAUUCUAUUUCUCCUACAAUAAUGUGCAGGAGGAGGCAAAAAGAGCUUGCUUUAUAACGCUCAGUGGUCCGGUUAUUUACCAUGAGCUGAAACUCCUGUUUCCGACCAGUAAAUUGUCGGAGGUGUCAUACGGGGAUAUGGUUUCAAAACUUCGAACUAGAUUGGAUAAAACAGAGUCUGAUUUAAUUCAGAGGUUGAAAUUUAACUGUCGUAGACAGCAACCGGACGAGUCCGUUGAGGAUUUCGUCCUCUCUGUUAAAUUACAAGCGGAGUUCUGCACUUUCGGUGAUUUUAAAGAAGUUGCAAUAAGGGACCGCAUUCUUGCUGGGGUGCGUGAGAAGUCGCUCCGCGAGCGCCUGUUAAAUGAGGAAAAACUCACUUUGGCAACGGCGGAAAAGAUAAUCGCCACGUGGGAGCUAGCAGGGAAGAACUCCAAAAACUUGAAUAAUAACGACGACGAUCAUUAUGGUCAAAUAGCAUCUUUGACUCAUCCGGCUGCCAGAGUCGGAUCCACUAUGGGAAAGAUUUUGGCUACCUACAAAGCAGCGGGGGCGAUUAAUGGCAGAGAGGGAGACAAUUCUCGAAGGACUCCGGUGAAAGAAAGAUUGGGAUACAGGCCAUAUGCUAGAAAAUACGAUGAUUACAAAAGGUCCAAGGGGCAGAACUGGAGAGAAUCAGAGAAUCAUCGUGCAGGUAAUUGGAGACAAAAACCAAAUUAUGCUGACGUAACGUGUAACUUUUGCGGCGCGAAGGGACACGUAAAGAGGAAGUGUUUCAAACUAAAGAACAUGCAGCGGGAUGCGGUCAACUUGGUUAACGACUAUGAGCCGGAGCCAAGCGCGAAUGAGGAAAUAGUAAACCUGCUAACUAGGAUGCGAACGGACGAGUCGGACAGCGAUGAUGGAGACGCAGGUGAUUUAUGCUGCAUGAUGAUUUCCUCCAUAAAUAAAAUUAGCGAUCCAUGUUUAAUUAAGGUGAUGGUUGAGGGCAAAGCUUUAGAAAUGGAAGUAGACUGUGGGUCCUCGGUGUCUGUAAUUGGUAAAAGUCAAUAUUUCUCCACUUUUAUAAAUCCCUUAAAAAUGUUUAACCGACAACUGAUUGUCGUAAAUGGGGAAAAGUUAAAAAUCGAAGGAGAGGCUACUGUUUCGGUUAAAUUGAACGGAAUAGAGGUUAAUUUAAAGUUGUUGGUGCUGGAUUGCAAUCAUCGGUUUAUUCCUUUGCUUGGCAGAACUUGGUUGGACGUGUUUUUCUCCAAAUGGAGACAUUUUUUUUCGAAUUCAUUGACAGUAAACAAUAUGGUUGAAAAAAAUGCUUUAGUAGAAGUUGAGCAAAUUAAGCAGAAAUACAAAGAUGUUUUUACUAAAAAUUUCUCAUCUCCAAUCAAAGGGUUUGAAGCCGAAUUGGUUCUUAAAUCAGAUGUUCCCAUUUUUAAAAGGGCCUAUGAUGUUCCAUAUAGGUUAAGGGAGAAAGUUAUGAAUUAUUUGGAUAGGUUGGAGACAGAAAAGGUUAUUACACCAGUUAAGACUAGUGAGUGGGCAUCUCCUGUCGUUAUCGUGAUGAAGAAAAACAAUGAGAUAAGACUGGUAAUUGACUGUAAAGUUUCCAUUAACAAAGUGAUUGUACCAAACACCUAUCCUCUUCCAGUGGCACAAGAUAUAUUUGCCAAAUUAGCAGGAUGCAAGGUUUUCUGUGCAUUAGAUCUGGAAGGGGCUUAUACUCAGUUAGCUUUAACUGAGAGAUCAAAGCAUGUUAUGACUAUCAAUACAAUCAAAGGAUUAUAUACAUAUAACAGACUGCCUCAGGGUGCUUCAUCGAGUGCUUCGAUCUUUCAGCAAGUCAUGGACGAAGUUUUAGCGGAUAUAGAGAAUGUACAUUGCUAUCUCGAUGAUGUUCUCAUUGCCGGGGAGAAUAUGGAGGAAUGUAGAUCAAAAUUGAUUCUUGUUUUGCAAAGGCUGCAAAAGGCAAACAUUAAGGUUAACAUGGAAAAAUGUAAAUUUUUUGUGAAUAGAUUGGAUUUUUUGGGACACGUUGUGAGUGAAGAUGGUCUAUUGCCAUGUCAAAAUAAAGUAGCAACAAUUAGAAAAGCAAAGGUACCUACAAAUACUACGGAGCUUAAAUCGUAUUUGGGACUCAUAAACUAUUAUAAUAAAUUCAUUCCAAACUUAUCGGCCAGGCUUUAUUACCUAUAUAAUUUACUGAAAAAUGGGGUAAAAUUUAAUUGGGACACAAAUUGCCAAAAAGCCUUUGAUGAGAGUAGAAACUGCCUACUAGAAACUCAAUUUUUGGAAUUUUACGACCCUAAAAAGCCAAUUGCAGUGGUCUCAGAUGCGUCGGGCUAUGGUCUUGGUGGUGUGAUUGCACACAUAGUUGACGGCGUUGAAAAACCAAUUUGUUUUACGUCGUUUUCGCUAAAUCAGGCUCAAAGGAAAUACCCCAUUCUUCAUUUAGAGGCCUUGGCGCUAGUGUGUACUAUUAAAAAGUUUCACAAAUAUUUAUAUGGACAAAGUUUUAUGGUAUAUACUGACCACAAGCCACUAGUAGGAAUUUUUGGAAAGAAAGGGCAGCAUUCGAUUUACGUGACAAGGUUACAGAGAUACAUUUUAGAACUGUCAAUUUAUGAUUUCAAUAUUCAAUAUCGACCAUCAGCAAAAAUGGGAAAUGCAGAUUUCUGCUCAAGAUUUCCUCUUGAGCAGUCUGUUCCAAGUGAAUAUGAUGUAGAGCAUGUAAGAAGCAUAAACUUUAGUAGCGAAUUUCCCAUUGAUUGCAAAAUAGUUGCGAGGGCGACACAGGACGACGAGUUUUUACUGAAAGUUCUAUCGUUCAUGAGAAAUGGUUGGCCGGAAAAACUAGAAAAGCGCUUUAUGGAUGUAUUCUCUAAUCAGUUUGAUUUGGAAAUGGUGGACGAAUGCUUGUUAUAUCAGGACAGAGUCAUAAUCCCGCAAAUAAUGCAAGCUGCAGUUUUGAAACUUUUGCAUGCUAACCAUGCAGGCAUGGUUAGGAUGAAGCAGUUAGCUAGACGCUCAGUAUAUUGGUUUGGUAUUAACAAGGAUAUUGAAACAUUUGUGAAGGGUUGUGAGGAAUGCAAUAGUAUGGCGAUUGUCAAUAAACCAUUGGUAAAAUCUCAUUGGGUCCCUACACUUAGGCCGUUCAGUCGAGUCCACAUUGACUUCUUUCAUUUCAACCAUCAUACUUUCCUGCUUAUUGUAGAUAGUUUUUCAAAAUGGGUCGAAAUAGACUGGAUGAAGAAAGGCACAGAUUGUAAUAAAGUUUUGAAAAAGUUGGUUGCAUUUUUUGCUCGCUUUGGGCUUCCUGACGUACUGGUCUCUGACGGGGGUCCUCCUUUCAAUUCCUUCACAUUUAUGGAUUUUUUAAGGAAGCAGGGCAUUAAUGUGCUAAAAAGUCCACCGUAUAAUCCAUCUAGUAAUGGCCAGGCGGAAAGGUUGGUUCGGACUGUAAAAGAAGUUUUAAAAAAAUUCCUUUUGGAACCUGCAUUGUUGGAAUUGGACUUGGAGGAUCAAAUCAAUUUAUUCUUAAUGAAUUAUAGAAACAAUUGUUUAACGACUGAUGGUGAGUUUCCAUCGGAGAAAAUCUUUUCUUUUAACCCGAAGACAAUAAUUGACCUUAUUAAUCCUAAAAAACAAUACAAAAACCAUUUAAAACCAUUGCCGAUUGAUGAUGUUGAGGGUUUAAAUCAUUCUAACCCUGUUUCUAACGCUAAUGAUCAAGUGCAUGACCCCAUAGACAACCUGACGGCUGGUGACGUGGUAUGGUGUAAGAACAAUAACCCACAUCACCAUGUCAGAUGGACUAAAGGCGUUUUUCUAAAACGGUUUUCCAAAAACAUUUUCCAGGUGGAAACUGGAAGCGCGCGCCAAAUGGCUCAUCGAAACCAGCUUCGUCUGGUUACUAACGGCCGGGAGAUACCUGAGAAACCGAAUCUGACGUUGUCCUUGGCAAAUCGGGCGGAGCGGGUGCGGUUUAGCAAUGAUACGGAGGAACCCGAGGGACCGCCAGAGCUACAACAAGCGACAUCAACAAUUCGGAAGCGGAAAAGGUCGGAUGCAUCGUUGAAUUCUACACCGAUUCUUCGGCGAUCGAAACGUAAACGAACGGCAAAGGUCGACGUGGAUUUUCAUUAUGGAUAAGUGUUACACGUGAAGUGUUAUCGAAUACAUUAAGAAGAGUGGAAUGACUAGUAUGUUAAUCGAAUUCAAUUUAAAUAUUUAAUGCCAAAAUGUUAAAUAGUUUGUAAGUUCAAAUAUCUGAAAUAAUAAGAAAUAAUUAAAAAGGGAAGAGCUGUAGUAUAUGUCAAAUGACAUUUCGAGUGAGACGUCUAUAGUCUCCGUCGAUAUUGCCUUUCAUACAAAGGUUUCGAAGCAAUAAAGAUAGCAUUGUGCCGUCAUUCUUGAUUCGGCAGUCAACCUGAAAACUACUACUAUCCAUUUCCAAACCGAAAACCUAUAAGCUUUAAAGAGUAAUCUCGGACAUAUCAAUGGAAAAUAUUUUUCAUGAAUUUCGGAGAUCACGCUUGGAGCCAUACCUGAAUGGAUCCUUGGAAGAUUUUCUAAAGAAAUUGUGGAGGUAUUCCCGAAGAAAUUCUUGUAGAAAUGUUUGCAAGAAUUUUUGGAGGAAUUUCUAAUAGAAUCUUUGUCUUGAUGAAUUCCAAGACGUAUUCGGAAAGAAUCAUUGGGUUGAUUUUGCAGGUAUCUUUGAUGACAUCCUUGAAGGGUUACUACAGUACAAGGAGUAGCUUGAGGAUUUAGGUAAAGAAUUCCUGAAGAAAUAUUGAAGGCAAAGAGAUUUUUGGAAGAACUAAUGAUGACAUGCCUAUUAUUUCUCAAAGAAAUCAAUGGCGGAAACCAUAAUGAAUUCCUCUCAAAUUCUUUGGAGCAAAUCGAAAAAUAAAAGAGAUCCUGUAUAUUUGGAGGAAUUUAUGCAGGAAGCCUAGGGGGGAAUUCUGUGUAAAUCCUUUGGGGAUGAAAGUGUUCAUAUUUGUAGGAUUAUCUGAAGGAAAUCCACGAACGAAUAUUUGUAUUGUAGCUUGAAAAAAAAUCAUCGGAGAAAAAAAUUAAAUCUUCACUGAACUUCCAUAAAAGAUUAUUGAACGAAUUGUGAAAAAGGACUUGAAAAAUUCGCAUAAGGAAUCUUUGGUCGAUUUUCCACAGCAAUUAUUGGAGAAAUUCUGACGAAAUCCCUGCAGGUAGAACUAAAGAAAUGCUUGAACAAAUUCUUAAGACAUUAUUUGAAGCACUUCGAGAAAAACCAUUUGAGGCAUUGCAAAAAGAAAUUCUUGGAGAAAUCUCUUAAAAAAAAGAAUUCCUAAAGGAUUCUUCUCCAAAAUUGCUGAAGUGAUUAUGUGAGGUAGCCCCAAAAGAAUCAUUUGUGGAAAUCUUAAAAAAAACUUUUUAUAGGAUUCAUGGGAAUACAUACAAUUGAAGAAAUUGCUUCAGAAACGCAUGGAGGAGUUUGUAGCAACUUUCGAAGGAAAUCUUUGUAAAGAAGUCCUUGAAGUAAUUCCUAGAUAAAUCGUAAAAUAUAUUCAAGAAAAAGUUCUUGGAGUUCCUCACUUGGAACAAAUGCAUCAUGCAAUCGUAAGAAUCAUUUUUAAAAGUUUCGUGAAGGGAAUCUGGACGAAACUGGUGUUCUUGAUGGAAACCUUGUAAGAAUACCUGAAGGAUUCAUUGAAAGAAUCACAGUAGAAUUUUCUGGAGAAGUUUCUGUAAUAAUUCUGGAAGGAAAUUAAUUUUUUUUAUUAGAAUUUCUGAUGCAUUUCUUCGGAAAUUUCUUUUGGGUUUUUUUUUUCACCAAUUACUUUGAAAAUCCGUGCAGCAAUUCAUUAAGGAAUAUCUUAAUCUCUUCAGCAAAUACUCUAAAAUUUUCUUCGGAAAUUAUUUCUAGAAAAUUUAUGUGGCUAUUAUUUUGGAAACUGUUUCAGCUAUUGUGUCGAAAAUUGAGUGCGCUAUCCCUGUGGUAAAAAUUCUCAAGCUUUUUUUAGCAUCUUUGUUGAAAGCAUCAUUGAAAAUUUCUGCGGCAGAUCUAUUGAGAAAUUGUUAGGCAAUUCCUUUGAAAACUUCUUUAAUGAACUCUCGGCAAUGCUUCAGCAAUGACUUUACGAACUUCAGAUUCUUAUUUCUACGGAAAUUUCUUUAAAAAUUUUGUCUGCAACCUUUUGCUGUUUUUUACUAUUCAUUUGAAAAAUCAUCUGAUAAUUACUUUGGGAAUAACUUUAACACUCUUUUGGAAACUUCUUCGCCAAUUCAUAUGGGAAUUGAUUAAUUAAUUCAUUUGGCAUUUUUUUCGGCAAUUUGUUUGGAAUUUGUUUUGGUAGCUCUUUUGAUAAUUUUUCGGCAAUAAUAUUCGAAAUUGAUUUUAGUUAUUAUUUCUGAAGUUUCGAUAUUCUUUGGGCAAUUGCUUAGGAAAUUUAUCAGAAAACUCCUACGGGAUUUCAGCAAUUUCAUUGAAAGAUUCACCGGCAGUCCCUUUGCUAAUAUGCCUGAAAUUUACGUUUGUUUUUAUUUCAAUAGUUCCUUUAGAAAUUCAUUCGACAGGUACUUUGAAAAUUCCUUAGUCAAUUCGUUUGACUGACUCCGGUAAUUCCUCAGAAAAUUCCUUUGGUAAUUCCUCUGGAUUUUUUUCAUAAUUCUUUACGGAAUUACGUCUGUUAUGCAGCUGGUUUUUGUCUGGUUUUGCAGUUCUAUGAGAUACACUCUUGUGAAUUUAAAAAAAAAUCAAGAAUUUAAAACGGAACGGCAGAAGGAAUUAUCUAAGGAAUUUCCAAAAAUAAUAACCAGAGAAGUUUACAAACAAUUUCCUAAGAAAAUCACAAAGCAAUUUCUAAAAAUGUUUUUUUAAUUUUAUUUCUUGAAAAAAAAAAUCAAAUAUUUUUUUUAAUUUCUAAUGAGGAGUUCUUGAAUCCUUGAAUAAAUUAUUGGAGGAAUUUCUUUAAAAUCUUCGAAAAAAUCUUGCUGAAGUAAUUAUAUAAAUACAUGAACAAAUCCUUGCAUAAAAAAAUGCCCGAAAGAUUUAUUGUAAAAAAAAUGAAAUACUUGAGGACAUCAGUUUAACCCUUCAGGACGCGCGUCGUUGUAACAAUGCCAAAAAAAAAAACCUCGCUCGUCGUAUACAGCGCAAGCACAGUGUAUUUUUAGGCUCGAACAGGCGCGCGUGCUGAAAGUUUGAGUAAGAAUGAAUGAAAUCAAUUGAGGAAAUUCUAAGAGAAUACUUUAUAAAAUUUUGAACGAAUCUUUGGAGAAAUCGUAAGAGCAUGUAUUGGAUGAACUACUAAAGACAUUUUUAGAAAAAAAUCCCGAAGAAAGUUUGGGAGGGAUUUCUGAAGGGCUCUUUGAAGGAAAUUCUUUAAAAUUUUGAAUAAAACCUUGGAAGAAUUCCUAAAGCGAGUCCUGGAAAAGUCCCAAGAGUAAUCCUUGGUAGAAUUCUUGAAGAAAUUGUUAAAUAAAUUAAACAAGGAAAGCUUUAUCCGAUUGAUGAAACCCUGGCAGUAGUUUCUAACAAGAUCCUUAAAGGAAUUCUGAAAGAAUUUUUUUUGAUAAUUUUCGAAAGUUUUGUUUUGGAGAAAUAUUUAAGAAAUCCUUGGAAAAAUUCCCGUAGGAUUUCUAAAAGCGAUUCCUGAAGAAUUCCCUAUGGAUAUCCUCUAUGAAAUCUUAAUCUUGCAUUAAUCACUUAAAAGAUACUUCUAGGCAUUCUUAACGAAUUCCUGAAGAAAGUAGCAAAACAAUCUUAGGAGGAAUCCUUGGAGUAACAUGAGAUUUUUUUUUCAAUUUGAUAAGAUAGGGCGUCUGUUCCUUUACUAUUUAAGCAUAUACGCUCCAACUUUCAUCCGUCUCAAAUCAAAGGAAUGAAGCGCUUUUUGUCUUGUUUCUUUUUUUUGUAUUUUUGUUACAAGUGAGCACGAAUGAUAACAAAAAUUACGUAAUCAUCGGUUCCGUAAUCGCUUUGUUUUCGAAUAGAAUUCAUUUGCGAUUGUAGGAUUAUUAAGGGCAUGUUGACCCUACCAGGAAUUUUCAGAGUUUAUUUAAACGAUUUUUUCGGAGGAAUUUCUAGCGGAAUCAUUAAUAACCUGGUAAAAGAAGGUCUCGAAAGAACUUUGAAAAAUCACAAUAGAUUUUUUUUAAAUAGUGCCCAGAGAAAUGUUAGCAAAAAUUCCUGUAGGAAUCCUUGGAAAAUGUCCUUAAGUUGAUGAAUAUUAAAGAAUUUGUUGGAGGAACUCCAGAAGGAUUUUUCGAAAGAAUUUCUGCAAAACUCCUACGAAGCUCCUCUGAGAAUUUUCUUAGAGGAACUUCGUAGGAAUCCUUGGAGAUUAAAAAAAAAAAUAUCCAACGGAUUCUUUGGGACUUGAAGAACCCUUGCAGAUUUUUAUCGAAACAAGCGUUCUUUAAGAAAUCAUUGGAGGAAUUUCUGAAGAAAUCCUUGGAAUCCUUGUGAGCAAAACGUGAUUUUAUUACGUUUCAAUUCGUUUGUGUUCCCGGUUAAAUUAACAAAACAGUUUUAAUUUCCGUGGGUAGAAUGACAAUUCAAUCGAUAAAAUGACAGUUCAACCCGAACAAAAAAAAUCCCCAUACAAACUUUAAAUGGAUUUUAAAAAUAGUUCCCGGGCACCAAAAAUGAUGAAAUUUUGGAUUUCGACUAUUUUUUGGACUAAAGUGUAGAAUUAGCAUAAGUUAAAAUACACAAAAAUAAAAACAAAAAAAAAUAUUUUUUGGACGGAGAUUCCGAUUAUGAAAUAAUCGGGAUACCCCUGCAGAACCCGAUUCCGAUUUUAUUUUUUCGGAAGAUUAUGUGGUUCCAAAAAAUCUUUGAAGAAUUUUUUGUAGCAUUUUUUUUCUGGAAUCUUCUAGAUGAAUCUUAAGAGAAAUUAUUGAUAGAAACCCUGGUGGACUUCCUGAACAAAUGUUUUGAGAAAUACUCGAUGAUGAAGCUUUUGCAAGAAUCUUUUGAAGUACUUUGAAGUAUUUUUGAAAAUAUCCUCGGAGACAACACUGUAAGAACUCCUGAAGGAGUGCUUAUAGAAAUACUGAAUUACAUCCUUGCAUUAACGGCUUGAAAGAUUCUUGGAGACAAAUUGUUCUUCAAGAAAGAUUUUUUAAAGAAAACGGUAAAGCAAUCUUUGAAGGAAUUCCUUAAAGAUUACUUGGUACAAUUUCCAAAUAAUUUGUUAAAAAAACUCGACAUAAUUCUUAGAAAAAAUCUUACGUUCAUUGAUGGAUUUCAUUGGGUUUUUCAUCGUUUUGUGCAAAAUACAACAGUGCGAUCAGUAAUUUUCAUGGGGGCCCACGAAUUUUGUUCCGCACCGGGCCCCCAAAUUCCUAGCUACGCCACUGCUGACAUGAUCAACAAAAUCAAAAAUUAGUUUAAAAAGUCUAUUUAAACAUUUUUAAAAGUUUUGCAAUACUUUUUCGAGUAGCUUAACACCACAGACAAACAGACGUAACUCUUAGAGGAAAUUCACCAAACACUUUUGCCCGGUGUCAUUUUCAUGAGCACACUGCCACCUGUUGGUAGAACCGCGCGCGACGCUGUCGGCCAUGAUGGGUUGCGAUUUGACAUUUUCCUAACGCGCAUACUACUACACAAAUCGCCUGUAAUUUUCGUUUGCAUCAUUCAGCAACGUGUACACUGGCAAACGUCAAAGCGAUCGAACACUAGCGCCUCUGGUGUAACGAUCGCGCAAAUCAAAUGAAAUUUGAAUUGAUCGUUAAAUGCAUGUUCCAAGCCGUUUUGAAGAGUGUUACGUCUGUUUGUCUGUGUUAACACAUAAUCCGAGGGCCAGUACUUGUUUUAAAAAUAUGAAACAUGUAACAUUUGCAUUAACAAGAGAAUUAUUCAAGAAAGAUCGAAAAUUCUGAUCAAUGUU